ACACUUCCCCACUCCUCAAAUCACAAGUUAACCAAUACUCAUCACAAGGCAUACGCUACUCUUUUCGGUUUCCAUCCAAGAUAAAAUAGAAUGAGUUCAACGAGCAAAGCAUGGUUAGUGGCUGCAAGCGUGGGGGCAGUUGAGGCACUCAAGGAUCAAGGCUUCUGCAGAUGGAAUUACACCAUGAGAUCACUUCAUCAUCAUGUCAAGAACAAUCUCAAGUCCUCCGCUUCCUCUUUUGCUCAUCAAACCAAGAAGCAGCUGAGCAGUGAUAUUAGGGAUCAGAGUGACAAGGCUAAACAAUCCGAAGAAUCACUAAGAAAAGUCAUGUACUUGAGUUGUUGGGGUCCCAAUUGACCCCCAAGAUUCCAUUCGGUUUCGUAAUAUAUAUUUUGGUAGAUCAUCUUGUAGAUAACUUUGUAGUGUCUAUAUGACACAGAUUAUAUGGAUUCUAAUAGAAUUGAGUUCUGGGAAACCUUA
Molecule: messenger RNA, 480 nt
Organism: Daucus carota subsp. sativus
Lineage: Eukaryota; Viridiplantae; Streptophyta; Magnoliopsida; Apiales; Apiaceae
Exons: 1
Coding region: 91-357 (88 amino acids)
Source: RefSeq, a predicted model, not a curated record